Messenger RNA from Penicillium waksmanii, 693 nucleotides. RefSeq lists its product as uncharacterized. The transcript has 7 exons. Lineage: Eukaryota; Fungi; Ascomycota; Eurotiomycetes; Eurotiales; Aspergillaceae. The coding region runs from base 1 to 693 and encodes 230 amino acids. The record is from RefSeq and is a predicted model, not a curated record.
AUGGGACAGGUUAUUUCUGCCAUUAGAGAGUCCGUCAAGGAGGCGGACAAAGUUGCCGAAGAAAAGGCAAAGCAGGAGCUUGACAUUCUUCAAAAGCUUGUCGAUUCAAAACUGAAUGAAUUUCAGUCUGAGAUUAAUGAGCGGUUCUUGAACCCAGACGCGACGUCCAAGACUCAGGUUCCCGGCAUUCGCGCCCUCAGAUGGGAACGACGUUCCCUGACUAACAUAUCCGACAAGCCAGCGGAUUCGAUCAGUGAGACUGUCGACCAAUUCUUCAGCGCUGGAGGAGAAAAGACCACCGAUGCAGUGAAAGAGGGCUUCAAAGGAGUCGUCAAAACAGCUCUUAAUGUCUUCCUUGCCAACGUGGAGGUAGGAGAGUUUUCGGAGGAGAAGUUCUUCGUCUACAUGGUUCACAACACCAUCAUCAGAGUCGAUGUAAAGCUGUGGCGCUGGAAUUUUGCCGGAGAGGGCUUUUCAAGCAAGUACAAGAGCGUCCUUGGAUACAUUAUGUGCAUCUCGGCAGUAGAUCCAAGCAAGCUCCAUACGGCGGAGUUCAUCUACCUCAUUAGCGAAUAUGCCGGUGAUGAGGAAGAGAAUGUCAACAAGUAUAUCGAUACUAUGCAGAAGAUGUACACCGCCGCGAGAAAGAUGAAACAGAACAAUCGGAUAACGGAAUACGCAAAGGAUGAUUAA